Styela clava is the source of this 3774-nucleotide messenger RNA. RefSeq lists its product as uncharacterized. The record is from RefSeq and is a predicted model, not a curated record. Lineage: Eukaryota; Metazoa; Chordata; Ascidiacea; Stolidobranchia; Styelidae.
UAAAUAUUUUAAUUUAAUCAUGACAACCUAUUGUACUAAUGGUAAAAGAGAACCGUGGAUUUUUUUCCUAUUAUCAAUGAUGAUUUCUGCGUCGAUUUCGUCAGUUUGUGAAUAUCAUGGAGACAUGUGUUCACUUGAUCCAAAUGCUUGCUUCAAACCAUCCAUGGUUUCAUACGAAAUGAAGAAAUGUGAUGACUACACUCUGUGUUAUGGCCCUGGAGAAAUAUAUGAUUCAAGAGGUGAUAUCGAAUUCUGGAUCAAAAUCGUCCAUGACAGAGAAGCGUAUGCUGAAAAUAUGAGCUAUCGAAUUAUGUCAUAUUUCCAAACUCCAGAAAACAAUUUAUCUUCAAUAAACGGCUGUUGUUCCUUGUCUCUCAAUGAUACUUGUACGUUGCCAGCUUUAAAAAACAGAGGAGAAACUCAAUUUGCAAUCAUUCCAAUGCGAGACGGAAGUUAUUGCCAGUAUCAUUUCUAUGAGUCUCCUGGUUCAAUUGAAUGGUGCACGAUUGAAGACUCCGAUAGAACAAUAUGUAAAGAAUUUGUGAACGGAACAUUAAUUCUAAGGAGCGUAUAUAUCGCCUUAACGCUUGAUUUAUAUUCUCCGAUUGCAGAUUACUGCUUCUUUCAAGUUCCUUCCACGCAUUACGACGCUAAUCACACAGAAACAUAUGACAAUGGACUGACGAGAUCCAUAAAGAAUGUUACUAUGCUUACAGAAGAAAAGAAGGUCAAAGUGAACUACAGUGUAGUAGAUUGUGAUCACAACUCAGUUUACAGCAAACAGGGUGUUGAUGUACAUCAAGUUUUCAGUAGAUACAAGAGAUCUGUGGACGUGAUACCUUGUGUUAUAUCUCGCACAAGAAAUGAUGAAAGAUGGGACAAGUCACCUACGUGUGCAAUACCAACAACUGAAAAUAUCGGCCAACGAACUUGGGUUGCAAUUGUCACCGUUGUUUGCCUUGGGAUUAUAGUUCUUCUAGUCCUUAUUUCGCUUCUAUGGAUUUACAAAAAUCAUGUCAAAACUUUCUUCCCUGACUACAACGAUACUAUCAAGGAGAUACCGGAUUUCCAUAAAGUGGUGCUUCAAGAAAAUACAGAAGAAGGGCAGAGUUUUAUAUUGGAUGAUGAAUACGCUAAUAAUAUGUCAAAGACUAGAACUGAAAGGCCGGAUGAAAUUUUCUGCAUAGGUGAUCAAAAAUCUGCUGGAGUUGCUCCGUUAAAAAAGGAUCCAGAAAAUCUUGAGAUUUCAUAUCUAUUAAAAGAGGAGAAUGUUAACAACAAACGGGAACGAAAAGUAGAGAAAAUUUCAGAAACAGAGAACGAAAACCCAUGCAAAAACAAAGAUGACCAAGAAUCCUCAUUGGAAUUGGAAAAUACUAUUUGUAACAACCCAGAAUAUACUCACAAGCAGAAACCUGAAAAUUUUAAACUCAUUAGUGAAAACGCUCUUUUUGUACGCGAGGCUGUAAGCCCUGGUCCAGAUUCGGGGUUUUCACAGACUUCCUUUACUGGUACCGCGAAUUAUUUGCCACGCACUGAUAACAAAAUCAACAACCCAGAUUCACUUAUAUUUGAUUAUGAAACAGACCUGCCCGGAGUAGAAACGAACGACGGCUACAUGGACAAAUCUGCAAACGGAGCAUUCGCUCCUAAAUAUCCAGUUGAUAUCGAAUUGAAACCCGACCAAUUUUUGUAUGCCCGAAAAGCGCGAAAGUUGUCUUCCAGUUCAGGAUGCGGCAGUGCAGACGAAGAAACAUUCCAAGACAAUACCCGUGUUAUUUGCAACGCAAAUAUUGAUGUUAUUUCCACUAAAGAUCAUAAAAAGUUUCCUAACUAUAUAAAGCAAUAUUCCCCAAGUGACGGAGCCACUGUAGAAGGCAAUGGUCCUUUUAUUUUAACUGUAUCAGAUGGGUAUACACCAAAAAUAUGAUUUAGAGUACAAAGUUAAGAAGAGAACAAUUUAUUCCUGUUUAUGAAUUUUAUUAACUAUUUGACUGAUUUGAGUGUUUCGUGUAGUUAUCACUAACAAGGCCAUAAAUUGGGCACGCGUAUUUAAUUCAUUAAUUUCUUUAAAUAAAAAACUCCCGCCUGUACUUUGGGCCGGGUUUACUAGCAUCGCCAGCUUAGCGUUACGCUUGUAGGUUUUGGUGAGCCGACACUUUGAAUUAGAACCUCUUGAGACCGGGAGUCGACGCUGCAAGGUGUCCAGAAACAUGACAUAUAAAGUACAAAAUCAUGAUUGAAUUAGGUUGUUAUUGCUUGUCCAUAAAGCGAUAUAAAUGCUCCCCUACCGAAAUGACAGUUUGUGUACGGUUCUCGAAACAGCUUCCUAAAUGAUACCAGCUCUUGCCAAAUAUAAAUCUACUAUAUUGUACCCACUAUUCGAUGGCUUAUUCUCAGUAGUUGGUAACUCCGCGACCACCAGGUUUCUCUUUCGAACAGAGCGAGAGCGAGAACUGUUAAUCAGAUAAGUGUAAUCCCUCGCAUCGGUUACGCUUCGCUAAUUUUCUGAUAAUCUUAGGAAACAUGUUGUUUUUGUACAGCUGUGUUGUCGAAGUGGACCGAUGUUAAGCUUUAGGACAAGUUUGCUUUAAGUAGAAUUGUCAAAUCAGGUAUAGUGAUUAAGCACAAAACAGGUAAUAUCGCGAAUUCACAGCGCUGAACUUCUUACUGAGAACGACACUUCUUAAAUCUUCGGUGAGAGCGUUAUUUAGUCGCCGUCUGUUAACAAUAUCUCAAGUUAUUUUACGUGCAUCACGAAAGAUAUAAAUAUAUAUAUUAUUCAUCAUUUCAAAGAUUCAGAUAGUAUGUUCUUUCGUGUAUGCUUACAAAAAUGAGCCGUCUUUUUGAAUUUGUGCACAGCUUACGUUACGCUAUCGUAACGUACACGUACGAAUCCAUUGGAGUUGUGGGAUUUAACUGCGGUCUAGCAAACUUAUCAUAACGACAGGCUAUGAGAAAAGACGGAAAAUUGACAGAUAUGUUGCGUUCGGAGGCGCAAAAGAAUUCAAACUUUUUGCGUAGGCGGUCUUUAAAAAUUUCUUCUGACAAAAAGAAACGAUACGCACGAGUGAGAUACGGUUGAAAAUCCUAAAUUUCCCGUAGACGAGGGUGUGCCCUAUUCCAUAGAAAGGGAUAUCGUAGAGUAUACGUUUGUUUACCUUAUUGCACAAUUAUUCGAUACUCAUGCGUUUACUUGUGAGUUGGGAGCCAUGAUUACCUUACUAACACGAUUACCAUACUAUAACUAUUUUGUAUCGUUUUAUUUGUAUUGUUUGCUGUUUGUUUACGUAAAACGGGCAAAUGAAUACAAAGUUACAAUAAAAUGUUUUUUGUCAGCAAAUUUCAUGCAUAUUAAUGCUUGGAUUUCAGCAUUUAUUGUUGUAAUUUCGAUAUAUAUAUAUUCGACAUGUUAAUUUUUCAGCUUUAGCUUUCAAACACGAUCUCUAAUUUUACAACCGCCUACUAUUGAAAAUGCAUCUAAGAUAUUUGUUUCUAUUUUAUAUUAUUGCAUCCGGGAAGUAAUUAAUUCCUGCAAAUUAUGAAAGUCCUUUCAGAAAUGUGAGAUUUAUGAACGAACCACUUCCCACUUCGCCUAUUAUUACAGCUACUCCUAUUGUUAUUGCUUAUAAAACGAGAUACAAUAAUUGGUAGUUGCUCCAUUCAAAGAGAAAUAAAGUUGUAAUAUAAGAAAAGCGUAUGGUUACGAUAUAAUAUUUCCCAAUAUUACAGCUGUUUUUUAUUUGUUAGAAAAUAUAUCCCCGAGUGUGAUCA